ACGUGUUCGUUUAGAAGCGAUGGCGUUUAACCGGUUUGGAUAAGGCUUACUAGAUUUUUUCCCCUUCUCUUAGCGGCGGUCCGUAACGUUAGCUUCCCGCCGCAGUAUAUGGGAUGGGCGUGGGCCCAGUCGGUGUGAAAGGUGUGAAUUCAUAGUCAGUGACUUUCUCCCUUUCCAAAACUCCAUUCUUCAAAAAGCGUUUAAUUUUCAAUUGGCCAUUUCAAUCAGUUCUAUAAUAUGGAAGUCAUUUCAAGUUAUUGCUUAUCGAACGAGAUUUUUUCAUUUCACCUGUCAGACAGCAGUGCUUGUGUUAUUUGGAAAGUCAAAGAUUUUUCCACUCUGAAAAAAGAACCGAAUAUUUACGCAUCUCCAGAAUUCAUACUCAAGAAGGUCAAAUGGCAUUUGUCGCUUUAUCCAUUUGGGAAUAAAGUUGAAAAUUUAGGAUAUGUUAGUUUGUAUUUGACACCUCACUCAUCCUUUCCUUUGGAAGUAAAAUUUCAAGUCUUCAUUAGAAAUGAAACAGACGCGGAUAAAGUUUGUGAAGAGGUAAGACAUAAUUUCGCAGUUGUUCAAGGUUGGGGGUUUCCCCAGCUUUUUGACAGGCAAGAUCUUCUUGACGGAGACUUAGGAGAUUUUUUGCCGAACGACGUUUUAACCAUUUACUGUAAAAUAAAGAUCAUCGAAAAUGUGGAGGCUGAAACUUUAAGAGUUACAGAAGAUAUAGCGAAGUCCAAAAGAGAUUCCUUCUUCCUGAGAAAGUUUCGUCAGCCAUUGGACAGUGGUAAGCUUUCUGACGUUGUACUCCGUGUGGGAGAAGAGAAAAUCCCAGCGCAUAAAGUGAUCCUGUCCACGCAUUCCGGAGUUUUCCGAGCCAUGUUCGAAAGCAACUUUAAGGAAAAUCAAGAUAACGUCGUCGACUUGAUCGACAUGGAUUUGACCGUAGCCAAGGCGAUGUUGCUCUACAUCUAUACCAGGGAAGUAGAAGAACUCUCCACAGAAAAGACCCUCGAACUAUACGUCGCUGCAGACAGAUACAUGCUGACUGAACUGAAGGAGGAAUGCCGGGAAUAUGUGUCGAAAAACGUGACUUCCCAAAACGUCGGAGACACCUUUGAAAUAGCAAAGUUGCAUUCGGAUGUUGUGUUAUCGGAAGCAGCUAAAAACUUCUUUGCCCAGAAUGUUAAGAGUAUCCUUAAAUCGAAGGAGUGGAAGGAGUAUUCUGCGCAGAAGCCCUCUUCUUCGGUAGAAUUACUGACCUAUGCUAUUACCAGCAAUGAUUGAUUUAGUUAAAAUAACUCAAGCUUAUGUUACGCGCUUUUCUCCUGAGCCAAAUAUUUGUACCCUCUGUAUCUUUGAAAGAA
Messenger RNA from Uloborus diversus, 1361 nucleotides. Its product is annotated as speckle-type POZ protein-like. Gene Ontology annotation, biological process: proteasome-mediated ubiquitin-dependent protein catabolic process; regulation of proteolysis. Gene Ontology annotation, molecular function: ubiquitin protein ligase binding. The record is from RefSeq and is a predicted model, not a curated record. The coding region runs from base 238 to 1281 and encodes 347 amino acids. NCBI's taxonomy places the organism in Eukaryota, Metazoa, Arthropoda, Arachnida, Araneae, Uloboridae. Gene Ontology annotation, cellular component: cytoplasm; nucleus. The transcript has 2 exons.